AUGGCGAGCAUAGAAAAUCCUUAUGUUGUUCCGCCAAUGUCAACUCAGGAAGAAGACGCAAUUAUUCACACCCGAAUCACAAACGACGAGAAGGCACUUCGCCGUGUGACCAAGAAAUUUCAUAACUACGCCUCUGUCGCGUACUCAUCUGCAGUCCCGCCAUCGCCUACGGGGGCGUCCUCCGUCGACGAUGCGCGAGAGGCAUUUCUGGUGGAGCUCGCAUCGUUCCAUCUGUCGCUCAAGAAGAGUUUGAUGGUGUGUGAGGCAGAGGCACGACAAGUCGAGGAGUAUCACAGGGAAAAAGAACGAAUAGCAACGGAGCAUGUCCACCUCAAGGACCAAAUUGAGCGCCUCAAGAUAGACCUUGAGCAAGCUCAGCUGGAACGAAGACGGAAGAUUGAAUAUGACGCCGUGGCGGAGAGGGUCAACACUUUACCUAGCAGGGAAGAAUUGAGCCUGUCUAUCGCCGCCUUGGAGAAUGAUAUGGUGGCUAUACGCGCGGAACAUGAGGAUCAGAGUAGAAUUCUUCAAGCACAGAAAGCAGCACUUGACGCGGUCAUAUCCGAACUCAACAUUCUGCGCUUGAUGGGUAAGCAGGAUGCCGCAGAUAUCUCGCCCAGUGCUACCCCUGCUCCCGAAUUGCCAGCGGUUGAGGAAGAUGUCGAGAUGGAUGGCACCGCGAGCGCGCGGACACGGGAAGAGUCUGGAGAGCUAAAAGAGGACAAGGAUUUGGACGAGAAUGACAAGUCUGAGGAAGACAUUCCCCUGGCAAAAGCACGCCUCAAUCCGGGCGCGAGGGCGUUUGUGCCUGGGAAAUCUAACCCGCCGACUCCUGGUGCGCGAUCCACAACUGCGAGAUCGACACCAGUCCCUCCAGCGACGGCGGCAGAAGAGGAUGACAUUGAGAUGGGGGAGGUAGCGGAAGAGCCUAAAGAUCCUAAGUUCAAAAAGAAACCGCGAGAAGAAGAGCUGGAGGAGGGCGAAGCCAGCGACGAGAGCAGUGAGUUAUCCGACCCUCCAGAUGAUUGA
This is a messenger RNA of Fibroporia radiculosa, 1029 nucleotides long. RefSeq lists its product as uncharacterized. Gene Ontology annotation, cellular component: THO complex part of transcription export complex. The record is from RefSeq and is a predicted model, not a curated record. Lineage: Eukaryota; Fungi; Basidiomycota; Agaricomycetes; Polyporales; Fibroporiaceae. The transcript has 4 exons. Bases 1 to 1029 code for a protein of 342 amino acids. Gene Ontology annotation, biological process: mRNA processing.